UUGUCCCCUUGCGUAUACCGUAGAACUCAUAACAAACAACAUGGUGCUGGAAAAGAAAGUCUCCGCCCGUGUAGAGUCCCAGAGGCGGGUUCUAGACGAAGCCACCAGACAGCGGAGGCUGAGUCGCCAGUUGGAUGCGCUAGAAAAGGAUAAUUUCCAGGACGACCCGCUGUCCUCCCUGCCUCCCCAGGGUCCUACUGCCCGGCUCCCGGCCUUCAGCGACACAGAGGACACUGGCAAGAAGAGGAGGAAGACGAGGGGAGAUCACUUCAAACAGAGAUUCAGGAAGAACUUCACUACUCUGCUAGAAGAGGAGGUACCUAAUCUAUCUGAGAGGGCGGAGCCAAACUACCUGUCGGCAGCGGCUCCUCCCUCGUCCCUCCCCCCCCGCUCCUUCUGCUCCGCCUGUGGCUUCCCGUCCCACUACACCUGCAGCUCCUGUGGAGGGCGAUACUGCUGCACACGCUGCCUGCUCACACACAGAGAGACCAGAUGUUUGAAGUGGACUCUGUAAGGCGGUCUCCGUGGCAACAGAGACGCUGGGGUGUGGAGGAGGAUUGAAGCUGAUAUAAGUACUGCUUGUUGCCUUGGUUACGGCAGGGGAAAAAAAACGACAGUCUGAACGCCAAGGCAACCAAUCGGAUUCAACCAUGUGUUUUAAUCAAUAAAUAUGCUCAUAAUAACACUA
Molecule: messenger RNA, 688 nt
Organism: Gadus morhua (Atlantic cod)
Lineage: Eukaryota; Metazoa; Chordata; Actinopteri; Gadiformes; Gadidae
Gene: znhit1
Product: zinc finger, HIT-type containing 1
Exons: 5
Coding region: 41-514 (157 amino acids)
Biological process (GO): chromatin remodeling
Source: RefSeq, a predicted model, not a curated record